UAAUCUUUUAAUGAUAAAUAACCUUAAAAGUUAUUUAACAAUUAACAAAAUUUAGAAUAAAAAAUUCUUUAUUAAGAAAAUUAAAUUUUUUGAACAAAAUUUCUAAUCAAUAAUCAAUGAGGAUCUAUUAGUAAUUUCAAAAAUCUAUUUGAGAUAUAUGUUAUUUAUUGUAUUUUAAAGAAAGUUUUCAUUUGAAUUUUUAAAUAUUUAUUUUAUAAAAAUGCAAUUCGAUUAAAAAUCCUUCGAGACAUUUUUUUGCAAUUUUUGUUCAACCCAUGUAUUAAAUUCAUCGAAGCAAGUCCAUGAAAAAAAAUGUUUGGGUAAAAUUCUAAUAGAAAAAGGUUCAAAUUAUGAGUAAGAUUAAAUGAUGCAAUCUUAAAAUUUGCAACAAUUUUCAGGAAUAAAUUAAAUAUNAUAAAUAAAUAUUAGUUUCUUAGUAAAUCUGGAAGAGAAAGUUUUAUUUUUUAGGAAAGAAUAUUUAAAUUUAUUUUUCCUAUAAUAAAGUAAGAAAAUGAAUUGUAAAUAAAUAUAAAUCCAUUUUUUAAAUUUAUUCUAUAAUGAUUAUCUGACCAAUUCCAAUAUAAAAUUUUUUAUUAAAUAUUUUAUACUAUUAGGUCAGUUUAAUCAAAUAAAUAAAAUUUCUCAAAGAAUUUUUAAUAUGGCAGGGAACAACAUUCACAACUAAGAAUAUAAUUUUGAAUUAGAGGAAGAAUUUGAUUUGGAAAAUUUAGAAAUGCCAUAAUUAGUUAGACGUAAUGGAACCAUUAACAAUAAUGAAGAAAUCAUUAAUUUUCUUAUUUUGGAUUAACCUGCAGAUAAAAUAUUUCACGAAGAAUAAUGUCCUAUUUGUUUAGAGUCAUCAGAACAGCUUUAUCCAUUAAAAUGUGGUCAUACUUACUGUUAGUAUGAUAUAGAAAAAUUAAUGGAAAUCUCGAAAUCUUCCUAUGGCUUAAUAUAAUGUCCCAUUUGCAGAGCUUAUCAAACUAUCGAUUCAUUUGAAGAAAAAUUAAAUCUCAAAUAAAAUAAUCUUGAGAAUAGCCAGCAAUUAUGUCUUUGAAAAAAUUUAAAUGUUUGCCUCU
Molecule: messenger RNA, 1079 nt
Organism: Paramecium sonneborni
Lineage: Eukaryota; Ciliophora; Oligohymenophorea; Peniculida; Parameciidae
Source: the annotation of a GenBank genome assembly